Sycon ciliatum is the source of this 6476-nucleotide messenger RNA. Its product is annotated as 1-phosphatidylinositol 4,5-bisphosphate phosphodiesterase eta-2-like. The coding region runs from base 808 to 5574 and encodes 1588 amino acids. NCBI's taxonomy places the organism in Eukaryota, Metazoa, Porifera, Calcarea, Leucosolenida, Sycettidae. The transcript has 29 exons. Gene Ontology annotation, molecular function: phosphatidylinositol-4,5-bisphosphate phospholipase C activity. The record is from RefSeq and is a predicted model, not a curated record. Gene Ontology annotation, biological process: lipid metabolic process; release of sequestered calcium ion into cytosol; phosphatidylinositol-mediated signaling.
CUGUGACUGUGUAGAUCUAGGAGUCAUUUUGCGAGCUAGCAUUCUGAUUCAUUGAACAUGAGUUACACUCACAGUCAGUACCAGUAAUAUCCGUGAACCCGGUAGAUCUCCGGUACUGUCGCCGUGUCGGUAGCUCAACAAGAACUUUGUAUUAGUCAUUUGGGCAGAGACCGGUACGAGGUAGAGAGAAACGGAGGCGAGCUCUAGCGGUGCACAUCAUCAGCACACGUUCACCAGCUGAAUUUCUGAAAGCACCCCGUUGUGCUGUCGACGAGAGGUUAGCUGCCAAUAGCAAAUCCGACAUUUCGUUCGCAAUUAUUCUGCAGUGGCACAUUUUUAGUUCUGGGCUCAGAGAGCUUCGCCUCCGACGGGUGCAGGUGCAGCGCGCAGACGAACGCAUCAAAUAAUUACCCAGUGCAUGCUGGGGCCAGUUGGAGCUGUGAUCACCUCAACCACCCUCCGCCACAGUUCACUAGCGCGUCUGGUAACUCGAGUGGGAUACAGUAUUUCGAUAGUCGCAGUUUCCGGAGAUCCGAGAUUCGACCGCUGGUUUGUUACGCUGCCCAUCCGUUAGCUGCACUACCUGCUCCGCGAUGUAGCCAUCUGCUGAGUUAGCGGUGUGGAUGAAUUCCGUCGGAUGGUACGCGGAACGAGAAGCAACUGAAUGAAGUCCGCUUGAGCGAUCGUGACGCAUCGACAUUCCCGUUACAGAAAAGCUGACAGGAUAGCUUUUCUAGAUCAAGCAAAGGACGAACCAUCGGACAGGGUCUCUAGAGAGUGACGUCAUCGUGACAUCAUCACUGCGACAUGGCAAUGGCCAGCGCUUCGGGGACCAGGGACUCGGUGGCUGCUUCCCGGGAUACGCUCGCCGUUCCUCGCAGCACCGCAGGGCCUAACGUGGCGGCGAGCAGCGCAGGCGAUAAAGCCCGCCGAGCCCUUUAUCUGGCCAAGAAACGUCUCCCGAAACAUCACCUCCUGCAACGACCAUUCAGCCAUGAGCCCGGUCAUCGAUCACAGCAUAGUACACCAGUCGAACCGCGGCCGUCAGCUAACAAUCAGGGAAUUGAGACCUUGAAGAGUGGAUUGUUACGCAAACGACCGCGGCAUGGCAGGGGUGAUUUUGGUCCACUUCGGCUUUUCAGGCUGACGCCGAGCAAGCUCAUGUUCUUCCACACAACCCGUCCGGAAGGCGAAGCAGUAUCAAUGUCUUUAGCUGGCGUGAAGGAGGUUGAAGAUUUACUCGGAGAUGACACCGUAUUCAUUGUCCGCGGCGCCAACUAUGAACUUCAGUUGAAGGCAGAACACAAGGCAGAUCGCACAUCGUGGAUACUUGCCAUAUGUGAAGCUGUGAAGGAAUGGGCCAUCGAUUUCUCACCGUCCGCUGAGUCGUCCGCCCUGGGGGAACCACAAUCCGAGGACGAGCUGGCUCAUCUGCCGGAGAGUGUCUCUAGCAGAUCCCGUUGGGAUGACGUCAUGGCGGAGGCUAUCACGGGCGAGAUUGACCUGGAUGAUUACUGUGUGGUAACUCCGGCUGCCUCACUACCGCACUUGGCCGAGUGUGACUCUGAUGAAGACGGCGAAGGCGUCGAAGACGUCAUGAACAGUAGUCUUGACUCGAGAAGCCGGAGCAGGGGUUCACACUGCAGCUCCCUGGCCGACAGUUUUAGUGCGCCUAGUGCCCCGUCCGUUCCGGGUGUGCAUGUCACGCCGUCGUCGACGCGGCCAGCUCCGGUUGCACUGUCGUCGUCGCCGCACGGGACCAGAGAUGUAUGCGCCUGCGGUGAUGCGACGUGCCGCGGAUGUGGCCUGCUCACACCCCCACCACCGGACUCGUACAUCUCGUCGAUAACGAACCUUUCGGCAGGCGAUCGAUUGUCCUAUGCCAGUAUGGAUGAGGAGCGCAUGAAGCGAAAAGACAACCAGCCAUCGGUCAUCAACGAGUUCAACCAUCGAGCCGGCGGCUCCAUGCGCAUCACCGUCCGCAAGACCGUCCGUCGAAAGCCCAAAUCCAUACGACGCCUGCACAAGGGCAGUCAGAACAGCUCCACGUCUGAAGUCAUCAGCAAGGUGAUCAGCUUUCACGGAGCACGGGACGGCGAUGAUGUCGCCACCUACGAACCUCAUCACCACCACGCCAUCAGACGGAAGAGGAACAACACGGCUCAUUCUGUGGACAUUGCUGUGCAGAGUCUGUCACAUGCCGACUCAUCGAUGAUCAAGUAUCCACGCGGGGGUAACUCUAUUCCACAUGAGAGGCUCUUCACGUUUGAUGUCAAGAACAGACAAAUCCUAUGGAAAAGAGAUCUGGUCGGCAAUCUCAAAUCAGGAUACAGCGAAAAGAACGCAAUCAACCUGGACUUGGUUGUGGAUGUUCGCUACGGGCAGAAAACGGAGAAUUUCACCAAGUUUGCCUGGCCUGAAGUUCGCAAGAUCUCUUUCUCACUGAUGGUCAUUGUCGAACGAGAUCGCCACAUCCUCAUGGAGUCGCUUGAUUUGAUCCCAGACCGACCGGAUGUCUUCAAGAGGUGGCAGCUAGUGUUAAAUCACUUCCUGCCCCGUGCCGUCAAGGGUAUUUCCCAGGAGAGCAUGAAGCGUGAGCAGGAGAUUCGUGACGAGGAUCCGGUUCUAAGAUGGUUGUUCCGCGAGUGGGUGUAUCUUAACCCAAACACAUCGACGGGCACGAUUCACGAGACGAAAGUAUGGCCGUUCAUGGUGCGACUGCUGCCAUCCGCAUCGCUGCUCUUCCUGAAGAACUGUGUCAGGACGACAAGACAAGUCCAGGCCUGCAUGGGAGCGACGCACGAAGAUUCGGUCAACGAGGACGGCUUUGUCGUUCUGUUCCACAACAUGUGCUCGUUUGGCAGACUGAAUGCCAUCUACUUGACGUACGCGCAGAGCUUCAAGGGCGAAAAUGGCGAAGUGAUCGGCAUGACUGCUCAGGAACUCGUCACAUUCUCAGCUCAGAGCCAGGGUGAGGAACUGACUGAAGAAGAGUGCCUGGAGCUGAUUCGCCGCCACGACAAACACUACACUGCCUUCAAGCUGUUCAUGUGUGGCAGCGAUCCGGCCACGUAUCGCCUGAGUCGCAACACGUUGUCCUUUCCGGGUUUCCUAAGUUUGCUACGCAGCAGCUAUGGGCACAUUCAAGACCAAAGCGAGUUGGUAGUCAAUCAGGACAUGACAAAGCCACUGUCGAGUUACUUCAUCAACUCGUCGCACAACACCUACCUGACCGGUGAUCAGCUGAAAGGCAAGAGCAGCCCGGAGGCCUACAUCCUUGCCCUGCAGCAGGGCUGUCGCUGUUUGGAGCUGGACUGCUGGGAUGGACCAGACGGUGAUCCUAUCAUCUACCAUGGCCACACGUUCACAACACGAAUCCGUUUCUUGGACGUUGUUAAGACGAUAAAGGAAUAUGCUUUCCGCGCCUCCGAGUAUCCGGUAAUCCUGUCACUGGAGAAUCAUUGCAGUGAACCACAGCAGAAACGCAUGGCGGAGAUCUUCCAGAAUGUUCUUGGCGAGAUGCUGGCUACGGACGUCUCUUUGGUCGAUGAAGAACAGUGUCGGCUGCCUUCACCGGAGCAGCUGAAGCGGAAGAUCAUUCUGAAAGGCAAGAGUGAAAAGGCAAAAGCAGCUUCAGCUGCAAGCAAACCCAGCCUGCUGACAAGGUCACUGACUUCAUUGGCGUUCACCAUGUCAAUUGAGCGAAACAGUUUCAGCCAAUCACCAGCUCGAGGAGCCUCGCCAGCAACUGCCUCAAACACGGACAGUGACGGAGACCAGAUGGACGGACUCACUAAGGCUGAACGACGAAAAAUGAUGAAGACGGAAGCCUCAUUGGAGACUCGAACUCGCUACAUCCAGGCAAUCGAGAAGGCCGCAGCGCGUGCGUCUGACACACCGGACUUGACCAACGCAACAGGCACUGUGUGUAAGCAGCCCGACCAAGCGGAGAGGUGGGUGCAGAGUGGAACGGCGGCUGAAGAGAAGGAGAUUGAGCAAGAGGAGCUAAGUCAUCUGGUCGUGUUCUGCAAAGCGGAGCACUUUCCCGGCUGGAAGGGAACGAAGAAUCACUCCUGCUGUCAGAUGUAUAGCUUCAACGAGGGUGACGCCAUCAGACGGGGCAAAACAAAUUACAGAGACUUCAUUGACUGCACAUCGCGGCAGCUCAUUCGCAUCUACCCCGCGGGGACGCGCGUAUCAUCAUCCAACUACGACCCACAGAUGAUGUGGAAUUGCGGUGCACAGCUGGUUGCGUUGAAUUACCAAACUCCAGAUAUCCCUAUCAUGCUCAACCAUGCCAAGUUCCGUGCCAACGGUGGCUGUGGAUAUGUCCUGAAACCAGCUUGUCUCAGAGAACCAGAGUCAGAGGAUAACCGGUAUCGGCAGUACAACCCAUUCGACAUGUCCUUACAGUUACACAGUGUCAAUCACAUGUUCCUGGAGAUCAAGGUGAUGAGCGGGCAAUGUCUGUUCAAUCCGCAAGGCAGCUCCGUUCCAACGGUGGAGGUGGAUGUCGUCAUCAGUGGAAUACAGUCCGACAGCGCAAGUGUGACAUUUGGUGUUGCGCUCGGUAGCAAUACACUGUCACCGGAGUUCACUCCACUCACUGCAGCACCUCCUUUGAGAUUGGUCAUGCCGGAGAUGUGCACCGUGAUGUUCCUUGUCUACCACAUACGCGGAAGUCGAGUGCUGUACGCGCAGAACGGCUAUCCCGUGACGAGUCUCAAGCACGGAAUACGAUACGUACCAAUGCUCUCGCCAUCUUGCCAGCCACUCCCGCACAGCGGUCUCUUCGUGAAAGUGGAGGACGUGGCCAUGACUCUCGGCAAGAAGCUGCAGCAGGAGCGCCUGUCCCUGGGUGGUAGUAGUGAGGGCACCUCUCAGCCUUCGUCUCUGCAAAUGCAAUCGCUCGGCUCACUCCAGGGCCAAGGCCGUAACUCGCUGACAUCGAACUCGCUACUGUCGCACUCGCCGCAGACAUCGCAGAAAUCCGUCCCGAUCGGAAUCCCAGAAGAGGACGAGGAUGCUGCCACGUCUAUGCAGACAGCAAAGGCAACAGCAGCGGAUGACAUGAGUCCUGCACGUGAUCGAAGUGCGAAGAAGUGCAUGUCCGCUCCGGGUAGGCCUACCACAUCCUCGGUGCGAAGCACUCGUACGGAGACAUCCGAUAUCGAUGUGAUGGAGGCGCUCCCCCCGUGGGCAGGCACGCUGCAGCGCUCGGCUGAUAGCGCAGCUGAUGUCGGAGAGUAUGCAGAUGACAGCACGGAUGGUCCUGAGAAUGCUACGGCAUCUGCUGCUUUUUCCUCAGCUGCUGGUGGUGAUGUUGCUGGUCGGGCUGAAGUCAAAGAAGAAUCGAAGCAGCAACGUAGCGGUGGUGCGCCGAAAAGGCCCAGUACAAAGUCCCUCAAGUCACUCCCGCGGCAGAAGUCAAUGGAGUACGAUACACCGCAAUGCGCCUUGCUUCAUGACCUUUCCGAGUCACCGAGCAUCGAGACGAACUGCUCGGACACUGCUGAACAGUGCCGCGCACCACCUCCCGACAUACUUAUCGAUGGGCCGUCGACGCUUGUCUAAGUAUACACCGAAGGAUGAUGAACAUUGCUCAAAUGUCCGCAGGGGCUUUUUCUGUUGAACACGCUUUUAGGAGUAAUGCUGCCAUCAUACAUAGCAUGGUACAUUUGAUAUCAUGAUGAUUUUUUUCUAGAAAUUAGAACAGUGUAAAAAUUGCACAACGGACAAAAUCGAUAAUAAUAAUAAUUAUUACAAGUAUAGUUACAGGCGCAAAGAAUCUACUGGACAUGAGCGUUAGGGAGUUAGGUUCGGUUAGAAGUCGGAGUUUAGUACAAUUAUAGUAAAUACUGUUGAUGUAAAACCCAAGAAGCGUGGGUUCAUUUGCGCCUUUUCCCCAUUACUGUUGAAGAACCGGAUCUAUAGUCUUGCAAGUAGGCUGGCUACUCGUAACUGGUACGUUGAGUUUUAAGAGGCACAUACGCUGCUAUCAGCAACUAAACUUACUUCAGUACAGGUAUCCCUUUAACUUAGUGUUUCAAUUUGUUCACAAUUAUUACUCAUCAGUUGGAACUAUAGGACUUGAGAGAACGGGUAAUGAUCAAACGUUCUAGCUCUGGUUCACCAGAACUGCAAAAGCAUGGCCCUCUCCAACUAAUUUACUUACAAUGAGUAAUACGAGUUAGAUUUUCAUCAUGCGCCAUUCAUCUUGGUUUAAUUUUGACCAUCUGCAUUUUGGGGGGGGGGGGAAGCAGUUGCAUGCAAAUGCACUCCUCGUCUCCUGGACCUUCCAUUUCUACUCAAUUUUAAAAGUAACGCAUCAACGGGAUUACUUCAGUUGGCUAUUUAUUUUUUUCUGUUACAAGUCCAGCACCUCUCAUUCUGUGGUAUCAAAAACAUGCAAGCUACUUCAGUUGAGUCACAUUUUUUCAUUUAUCUAUAAAACUUAAAGUUGCUUCUGCAUCAAA